Penicillium malachiteum is the source of this 456-nucleotide messenger RNA. Its product is annotated as resistance to Congo red protein. Lineage: Eukaryota; Fungi; Ascomycota; Eurotiomycetes; Eurotiales; Aspergillaceae. The record is from RefSeq and is a predicted model, not a curated record. Gene Ontology annotation, cellular component: intracellular membrane-bounded organelle. Bases 1 to 456 code for a protein of 151 amino acids. The transcript is spliced from 3 exons. Gene Ontology annotation, biological process: vesicle-mediated transport.
AUGGCUCCCUUGAUAGCUCGUUAUUUAGGAUACUGCGAUCCAAACUCCGUUAACUGCAACAAUAACUCCACCUGGGAUCGCUGGGGUCGCUGGGUCGCCUUUGCCGUCAUUGUCGCAAUCGCCGUUCUUAUCUUCUUCGCGUUUGCCUGUUUCAACGCUCGCCGGCGCCGUCGUCAGGGCCAACAACCAUUCACCGGCACAGCAUGGAUGGCACCACCUCCAGGUCCACCCCCGCCUAAUCAGCCUACAUAUCAACAACCUUACUACGGUGACCCUUACUACCAGAGUCAGCCCCCACCGCAGUAUUCCGCAAACCCGAACAACUACGGUUACUUUGGCGCCCAGGCUCCUCCACCGCAACAGAACGGUAUCGAGCUCCAACAGCCCCAACAUGCCCAUGCUUCUGGUGCGCGAGACUAUGCUCCUCCAUCGGGCCCUCCUCCCGCUAAGUCCUAA